Molecule: messenger RNA, 4071 nt
Organism: Frieseomelitta varia
Lineage: Eukaryota; Metazoa; Arthropoda; Insecta; Hymenoptera; Apidae
Product: aminopeptidase N-like
Exons: 12
Coding region: 174-3053 (959 amino acids)
Biological process (GO): peptide catabolic process; proteolysis
Cellular component (GO): cytoplasm
Molecular function (GO): metalloaminopeptidase activity; zinc ion binding; peptide binding
Source: RefSeq, a predicted model, not a curated record
AACGUUAGAUAUAAUUUUUUGAUAAUAUGCCUGGUGCUUGCCUUAUAAAGCACGAACACUUGUACUCACAGACUCUCGAAAGACAAUCGCCGACGCGUUUUGGAUGGUCGGUUGUCGACUGACUCAUUCAUCUAAAAGAGAAUAAUCGAGCUGGAGCAUCCAGGUGAUCGAGGAUGGCAGGAAUAUUGAUACCGUUGCUCGUCAGCCUGACGUUUGCGAGUCUUGCACGAGGAGAUGCGGCCAGCCCUCAGGCGAACGAUCCGAAGUACAGACUGCCGCUGGAAGCUGUACCAAUGGAGUACAAUUUAUAUUUGACAGUCAAUAUGGACAGCUACACGUUCUCCGGCAUUAUGCAGGCCACUAUCACGGCAACCAAUGACAGCCGAACUAUAACGCUGAACUCGAAGAAUCUUACUAUAAACAGCGUUCAUAUGACUAAUUCGACCAAUCAAACACAAGAUCUGAUCAAGACGAUCGUCCUGGACGACAAAUACGAAAUUCUGACCAUCAACCUUCCGGAGAAGAUCGUCAAAAAUGAGAAAUAUGUUCUCACAAUAGAGUAUAACGGUACCUUGAACGAUCAACUGAGAGGAUUCUACAGGAGCAGUUCUACCAAAAAGGACGGCACGCCGACAUACGUGGCGGCGACUCACUUCGAGCCAACCGGUGCACGAUUGGCGUUCCCCUGCUGGGACGAGCCGGCCAUCAAGGCGCCCUUCAAAAUUUUUGUAAUAAAUUCGAAGGCGAAAGAAUACCGGGCGAUAUCGAACAUGAACGAGAUUAAAAGUAAGCUGUUAUCGAACACCACGGAGGACACAUGGAGGUUCACCGAGUUUGAAGUAACACCACCGAUGUCCACUUAUUUGGUGGCGUUCGUAGUCUCGGAUUACGAAUACACGGAGGAUAAGAGUAAGGAGAUGCAAUUCCGAGUUUGGACGAAACCGCAGUCGAUCAAUCAAACGCGAUACGCCCUGCGACUAGGUAGGCAAUUGCUGGAGGCGAUGGAGGCUUACACGGCAAUCAAAUUUAGCAAUUACAUGCCGAAGAUGGAUCAAGUGUCGCUGAGAAAUUUCUCCGCGGGAGCUAUGGAGAAUUGGGGUCUCGUCACUUACAGGGAGUCGGCACUUCUCACUGAAGACAAUGACACCGUGGCUCAGAGGAUGCGGGUGACUACGGUCAUAGCACACGAAUUCGCACACCAAUAUUUCGGAAAUCUCGUCAGCCCGCAAUGGUGGACGUACAUCUGGUUGAACGAAGGAUUCGCCGACUAUUUCGAGUACUUCCUUACUCACAAGGUAAAACCCGAGUGGCGAUUGGACGAAUUGUUCGUCGUUAACAAUAUACAAGGAGUCUCUUUCGCCGCGGACGUACUGGAAAAUCAACGCCCCAUGAACCACGAGGUGAACACGCCUCAAGGAAUCAGCAACCUGUUCGACAAUAUCGCCUACCAGAAAUCUGGAUCGGUUAUUCGAAUGAUGUCACAUAUUUUGGGCGAGGAAGAUUUCCAGAAGAGCUUGAACAGAUAUCUGACUAGCAAAACCUUAAAUACAUAUAUCUGUGUAUUAUCUCGUCUCUCUCGUCGGAUGAGUUGUACUUCUUACUGUACUAAUAACGAUAACAAUGAUUACAGUCAAUUGAAAGCUGCCAACUCGAAUAUUCUUCUUCGUCAGCUUGGAAAUGGCAGGAAUUACAGUGGAGUUUCGUUCGAAGAGAUCAUGGACAAUUGGGUGAACAAACCAGGAUAUCCGGUGGUAACCGUGAAAAAGGUGAACAAUACGUUCGAAUUGCAACAACAACAGUUCAGACUGUAUGAACCCACAAUAUACGUAACUAACAAUAAUAAGACGAAAUGGUGGGUGCCUGUAAGUUACGUCACGAGUAAGAAUAUGAGCUUCAAUAAUACACAUCCAAGAGGAUGGUUGGCUCCAAAUAAAGAGAAACUGGUCAUUCCUGUCAGUGGCGAAGAGGAAUGGAUUAUUGUGAAUGUGAAACAAGCAGGUUACUAUCGCGUGAAUUACGAGCCUGCAAUCUGGGAAUCGUUGUCAAAACUAUUGAAUUCGAAAAAUUACGACGUGCACCCUACGAACCGUGCGCAGCUGAUCGACGACGCUUUGACCAUGGCCCGCAUCAAUUGGCUGGAUUACAAGAUCGCCUUGGAGCUCAUGACUUUCCUUACUAGAGAAAGAGAUUACGUAGUUUGGCAGGCAAGCUUCAGGCACUUGCAGUUCCUGCACAACUUGUUGCGUACAUCCGAAUAUUACACCAUGUUCCAGAAUUACGUUCGGAGUAUACUGACAGCCGUGACGAAUGAAGUACAAUACAAACCGAGAAGUAACGACACCGAUCUCGACAAACUUCUCAGAGUAAACGCAAUAGACUGGGCUUGCAGAGCUCAUGUCAAAGAGUGUACGGAUUAUGCUACGAGUGAGUUCAACAGCUGGCUAUACAAUAGCACUAACAAAUUGAACAACGAUUUGAAGACCAGCAUUCUCUGCGCUGGAAUAAGAAAUGCCAGCGAUAGUGUAUGGAACCAGACGCGCUCGCUAGUGUUGAAAAUAGAGAACACGGAGGAGAGAUUGGAUUUGUACCCCCUGCUGGCUUGCAGCCAGUCGGAGAAAAUUUUGGAACAAUUUUUGAUCCUGUCUAUCCCGGAGAAUGCAACAUUGUCGUUCUCGAGUGCCACCUCGCAUGUGAUAUCUCGACAUCCGCAAGGUGCCAACAUCGCUCUGAGAGUACUGGCUGCCAACUUUGCACGCAUCAAGUCAGGGAAGAAUGGCAAUCAGGUGAUCGUGUCGGCCGUGAACUCCAUCGCGAGCGCAGUUACUACUAUAGGACAAUUGAGACAGUUGAACGAAAUUUUGACGAAAUUGGAUGGCGUGAAAGUUGAGUCUGUUACAAGUGUCUCAACGAAGGCGUUGGCAAACUUAAAUUGGAUCGACCUUCAUCAAAAUAAGGUCGAAACCUGGAUAUACAAUUUCUCCUCCUCCGCAAGUUCGUUCACGUUUGCGUCGUUGCUCCUUGCACUCUCGAUACUCGUCACCAGAUUGUACUAAAACAGAAAUUCGUUUCGUUGAACUUUCGCUGGAAUGUGUUCUGAACUGAUUCAUCGAGCGUGCAACACGCGUAGAAAUGCGAUAAAGUAUUAAAAACGAAUGGUGGAUGAUCAUUCUGCGUUAGAAUGGGUUCAUCUGAUCGUGAAAUGGGAGAAUAGUGAGAAAGAAAGAUGCAGUAUACCGAUCCAUCGUUUGAUAUGUAUUUUUAUAAUCGUAUACGAUUCUAAUAAUCGAAUAAAGCGAUUUGGCCCAAUUUAUAAGAAAUAAUACUGAGUUAAAAUAUUUUCAAACAGAUAACGUGCAUUUUGUAAAUACAACGAGAUGAAAUAAAUUGUUGCCAAUAGACCGUGGUAUUUUUACACAUUUAUGAGAAAUAUUUAAGUGUAAAACAUGCAAAGUGACGAGAUGUGUUUCUAAAACAAAAUUUAAUGUACGUGUGAAACAAUUUUCUAUCAAGAUUCUAAUUAUCAAAUGACAUUCUCGAAACUACGAAUUUCUAUAAAAAUCGUUGUCUAAUUUUCAUACUUUUAUCUUUCAAAAUCGUCUAAAAUCUGGCAUCUGAUCUCUUACGUUGUUGUCACUUUGAACUGUAAACGUCGCAAGUGCCUUUUUGCAAAAGUAAGAAUUUUGACUUAUGCUCGUUCGCUAGUCUACAGGUAUAACGAAAAAUGAAAUUAAUAAUAGGUCGUAACGUGAGAAAUAAAUUGGUAAUUUCACAAAGUCACAAGUACUUCGGCAGCGACAGAUGUUUUUAACACGCGUUAUGCAUUUCUACUGCAUUUAUGCAUUUUAUUAUACUAACGUCUAUUUAAAAUCCCAGUUCACGUUUAUAACCUUAUAAGCUUUGUAAAAUUGUAAGCUGUAACUGUAUGUAUGUAUGUAAAUAUAGAUAUAUAAUAAAGAGAACGAAAAAAAAAAAUAAAGAGGACUAAUCUUUUAAUUUUUUUUCGCUUUCUGACCACAUCUUUGAUCAAAUGUUCAAUCAAUUGCUUACCAAUUAAAUGCUUUCAUUUUCAUU